AGAAACUGUCACAGCUUGCCUCACUUCACAGACACACACACACACACACACACACACGGACACACACUGCUCUGGAUUAAGGGUUUACCUGCACACACACCGAGCGGCUGCGUGGUCCCUGCCAGUCGACAUGGCGUCCUCGAACAGACAGCUGACGUCCUUCUUCAUUGAAGACAUUCUGUCUAUGAGAGAGGAGAAGGGUGAUGAGACGAGGGAAAGUUCAGCUGGAAGUCCAAGCGACUCACAGUGCUGUAAAGACGGAGGUGAAAACCACGAGACUCUCCUGAUAGACGCGUUAUCCAGCAGACCUGCGUCACCCGACGAUUCGUGUACGGCGGAAAGGACAAACUCACCGACAGAAGCGACGACCGACGCCGACGAGCCGAACCACAUGCAGACCCUGGCCCAGAAGCAGAAGCGCUCGCGCGCCGCCUUCACGCACCUGCAGGUCCUCGAGCUGGAGAAGAAGUUCAGCCGCCAGCGCUACCUGUCCGCACCGGAGCGCGCGCACCUGGCCGCCGCGCUGCACCUCACCGAGACCCAGGUGAAGAUCUGGUUCCAGAACCGGCGCUACAAAACCAAACGGAAGCAGCAGAUGGAUUGUUACCGGAAGUCUGAAGGAAACUAUGCCGUCGCGGCCGCCGUCACGGUGGACGAGAACUUGCUCAGAGCCUCACUGCUCGCCACAGUAUACUCGUGUUAUCCGUACCGGCCGUGCGUCUACGAUCCACACGGACUGGGCACGUGGAGGCCGACGGUGUGGUGACAGGGACACGGGGGGAGGCUUUAAAUUAAAACUGUUCAUGUACCUAAUGUGUUUUUUUUAUUAUUAUUAUUAUAUCUUGUACAGCUUUGUAUUCAUAAAUAAACGUGUUUUUUUAAGUAAUGUA
Messenger RNA from Hemibagrus wyckioides, 890 nucleotides. RefSeq names its product NK3 homeobox 1 (gene nkx3-1). The transcript is spliced from 2 exons. The record is from RefSeq and is a predicted model, not a curated record. Gene Ontology annotation, molecular function: DNA-binding transcription factor activity, RNA polymerase II-specific; RNA polymerase II cis-regulatory region sequence-specific DNA binding. NCBI's taxonomy places the organism in Eukaryota, Metazoa, Chordata, Actinopteri, Siluriformes, Bagridae. Gene Ontology annotation, biological process: regulation of transcription by RNA polymerase II; cell differentiation. Gene Ontology annotation, cellular component: nucleus. The coding region runs from base 131 to 766 and encodes 211 amino acids.